Aspergillus tubingensis is the source of this 1080-nucleotide messenger RNA. Its product is annotated as WD40 repeat domain-containing protein. Gene Ontology annotation, cellular component: catalytic step 2 spliceosome. Lineage: Eukaryota; Fungi; Ascomycota; Eurotiomycetes; Eurotiales; Aspergillaceae. Gene Ontology annotation, molecular function: protein binding; RNA binding. The coding region runs from base 1 to 1080 and encodes 359 amino acids. The record is from RefSeq and is a predicted model, not a curated record. The transcript is spliced from 5 exons.
AUGUCGGGGGAAAAGCGACCUGCGCAAGAAGCCUUUGGCUCAUCGAACCAGCUUGUCGUCAAGCGAAAGAAGUCCGACGCCGGUCUCAAUGAUAGCACAGCCAUCGUCCAGAGCUCGUCGCAAAAUGGAGCUCUGAUUCAAUCAGUUCCCCGCACCAGCGGGCUUCAAGCACCGAUUAUGGAAAUGAAUGGUCAUUCUGGUGAAAUCUUUUCGGUGCGGUUUGAUCCCACUGCUCAGCACAUUGCUUCGGGCUCAAUGGAUAGAUCUAUCUUGCUUUGGAACACAUACGGACAAUGCGAAAACUAUGGUGCGCUAUCAGGUCAUCGGGGAGCAGUUCUUGAUCUUCAAUGGUCGCGCGACUCCAGAACGUUAUUUUCCGCAUCGGCCGACAUGACGCUCGCUAGUUGGGAUCUCGAGACCGGACAAAGGAUACGCCGGCACAUUGGGCACGAGGAGAUUAUCAAUUGUCUUGACAUAAGCAAAAGAGGCCAGGAAUUGCUGGUUAGCGCAAGUGACGACGGCUGCAUAGGAAUCUGGGAUCCCCGGCAAAAGGAUGCCAUCGAAUACCUGGAAACCGAGUUGCCCAUCACGGCAGUGGCGCUUUCGGAGGCGGGUAACGAAAUCUACAGUGGUGGUAUCGAUAACACUAUUCAUGCUUGGGAUCUACGGAAGAAGGGCAUCGUCUACUCCAUGGCGGGCCACACGGAAACCAUCACCUCGCUCGAAAUUUCGCCCGACUCGCAAACUCUUCUUUCCAACUCACACGACUCGACUGUACGCACGUGGGACAUCCGGCCAUUCGCACCGGCCAACCGACACGUCAGGACAUUUGACGGGGCGCCGGUCGGUCUGGAGAAGAACCUUAUCCGGGCCAGUUGGGACCCAAGUGGAGAGAAGAUUGCGGCGGGCAGCGGUGACAGAAGUGUCGUAGUCUGGAACUCGAAGUCCGGCAAAAUCCUAUACAAGCUCCCUGGACACAAGGGGACCGUCAAUGACGUCCGGUUCUCACCAAACAAUGAGCCCAUCAUUGUCUCGGGAUCGUCCGAUAGAACGCUCAUGCUCGGUGAACUUGGCAAGUGA